AUGGCGGGUAUAUGCUCGGACGAUGUGGAGGAUCGCAUCAAGUGGAAGUUUAGGACGAGGUGGCUGAUCCCAAAUAGUUGGGAUGAAGGCGAAGAAGAAUUAUGUUCAUUAUAUGGGUAUAAUCAUAUUGGUACAUGUAUUUUUGAUUUUAGACUGGCGAAUAGUGCACAAUAGGUAGACCAUAAUUUUACGAAGUAUAAUUAUCCGGAAUGAUAAAAACCUCGGAUCGCAAUAAUCCGGGACGUAACAGCCCCGAACAUAGGUAGUAUUCCGUAAUUAAGUAAAAUCAAUUAUUUCUAAAUCUUCUUAAGGUUUCUUACAGUUCCAAAAACGGUAACCCACAAUCGUAUUUAUUUCGCUGGCCUUUUAUCUUCACCCGACCCCCUCAGAUAAAAAUCAUUUACUUUUCCCGAUUGUUUUUCUACUUUCUCGAAUUUUCCACUUACUCCUAUUCAUGUUUCACGACAAACAAGCUACGGCAAAAAAUGUACCAUACAUAUAAUAUUAUAUUUUAGAAACCAUUGAUAUAUUUCCGGAGUAUAAUCUUUUGGAUUUUUGAAGUCCGGAAAUUUCAGUACGGGUUCUUACGUUUCGGAACAUUACAUUUUGGAAUAUGAUGUUCUGGGUUACUGUGUUCCGGAUUUAUAUAGCCCAUCAUAGAAUAAUAUGUUUUUAUAGUUUCGACAAAAUAUAAAAAAUAUAUCCUAGCUGCAGGCAUCCAAUGUCCGUGGAUCAACAAGUUUAAUAAAAAUUCGCCUCUUUGUUUCUGUAACGAAUAAAACUAUUAUAUUCUAGAUAACAGAUAUUUAGUAUUUGUUCAUUAGAAAAACCAAUAUUAAAGGAAUAGGAAAUGUUGUAUUUCGAAGCUAUAAAGAAUUUAUGCUUACAAAUAUUAGAUGAAUAAUAAAAAACUAUCACGCAAGAUUUUUUUUUUAAAUUUACUAUAACUAUCGAUAUGUAAUUAUCGAAAUGUUGACACACAUGCAAACUUCUAAAAGCAUUUAAAAUGUGGUGCUAUACGCAAGAUAUUCCAAAUUUCACGUUACAGUCAAGAAAGUACUUAUUUUUUUAAUAAAUGACUAAUGUAAAAACUUUUUGGAGUCAUAUACAUAGGUAUUCUAAAAAUUUAUGUUAGCCUUAUUUUAUUCGCAAUUAUUUGAUGAAAUCACUGUUUUGGUAAGUUGGGAAGGUAGAAUAUGGAGAAGAAUUUAGUGUAUAUCUCUACGCAAUGAUUAAUCUUCGCUAACGAAAAACGAUUCUGAGCUAUAUUUGAUUAUACAUGUUAUACAUAUGUAUAAUUAGGCAAUAUCUAGAUUAAGCGGUUUAAUUCUGAAUUGUACAAAUGUUUCCUUUAAUUUGAUGUCAAAAUAGUCAACAAUCAUUUCACACCGAUAACCAAAGCACUAGAAGUGUAAACAUGUUUUAUAUUAAGUCAGUAACUUUACUUUAAGUAGAAUAAAAUUAUUAUUAAUAAGGAGGAAAAAUGUGAAACAUAAAAAGGGGAGAAAAAGUAAUAAACUAGGUCUUCUCUGGUGAUCGUGUGACGCGAUCACUAAUGAAAAACUGUAUUAAAGUUUCGCUUUUUUCAUUGUGUUUAAUAUUUGUGUUAUGUUGGAGUUACCGGCGUAUACGAUAAUUAGGUACAUAUCCUAAUGAUCGAUAGGUUAUAGAUAAGUUAUGUAUUUUAUCAAAGCAUUGAUAACAAUAUACAUGCAGGUGCAUUAUUCUCUGGAGGUCAGCAAAAAUAACGCCACGGUUUUCGACUGCAGUAUAAUAUAAUUCGGAUUACUGCAGUUUUUUUAUCGUAUUAUAUUGUUCAUAACAUUUUACUUAAUAGUAAUAAAAAAUUAUCAGGAUAUGAAAAAAUUUAAAAAAAAAAAUUGUCUAUGCAAUUAUUUUAGUCUAUUUUAAAUAUUAGAAACCUGUAAGAGUUGACGUUGGACUGACAAAAAAAAAUUAAGUGUGACGUAUUAUUAUAAUAUUUUGUUUAAUUACAUUAAAAUGCAUUUCGCAUGUUAUGAUAUGCAUAUUUAUUUGUUCAAUUGCAUCGCUCGCUGAAAUUAAACGUAUUAUGUACACGUGUGUUACAAACCGUUUGAUACAAUAUUCAUAAUUUAUCGAAGAAGACGGUGGAAGUGGGGUGUCUUAGGUUCAUAAACAGUUUCAACGUUUACGAUAUACAGUUGUGUAUUAUAAUUUCUUCUAGUCAGAUUUAUAUCCGCGUCCCGAUAACUCGGCGUCGUGCGAUUUCGCAUUUUCGUUAAUUCGGUUAUCGUUGCAUUUUAAAUAGUAGUUUGUUUUUAAGCAUUACAUUUAAUUAAAUAUUGUUAUAAAUUACAAAAAAAAUAAACAUCACAAUGACUUCUGUAGGAAAAUAUAUUAUUUUAUCGAGCACGGGCGUUUACAGGGAUCGGAACAUUAUCACUACAUUGUUUGUUUAAGGUAAUUUUCAAUUUAAAUUUUUUUGAAUUUUUAACGGCAUACUUUUAGAAUUUAUGUCUACAUAUUAUAGUAUUCUGUCACUGCGACACCAUUGCAUUUGCGUCUUUCAAAUAUAGUAACUAUACAGGACGUAUAUAUUUUAAAAAUCUCGAAAAUCGAUUGUUUAAAAUCUAUUUUGCGAACGUAUAAAUUUUAAAUUAUGUACCUAUGAAUUUUCUAUUUUUUUUGUAUAUUUUAUAAGGUACGUUCAUCUCAAUACUCAAAGUCCAAAAAUACCAACAAUUUCCUAAUAUACAAAAUAAAAGCAAGUACAUUUUUAAAUAAUAUAAUUGAAUAUUUAUGUAAUUUAAAAAAAAAAAUUGUUUAUAAACAAUACUGUAUAUUCUAUAUCAUUAUUUUAUGUAUAAAUAAGAUAAAUAGACUACUGGACCGAUUUUUACUUGGUUUUUCCAACAUGAUCCAUAUUUUGUCAGAGGCAAAUUUCUAGUUAUUGAAAUUUUCGAUCCGACCUGUAGAAAAAAGUUAGGUUCCUAAAUAAUUGUUUUCACAAGUUAUAGUUUCUUGAUUACAUACAUAUAAUACAUUUGUAUAUUUACAUGAGUAAAUAAAUAUAAACAGGCAGAGCAAUAAUAUACAAUGAAAUAUAGCUUAACUAAAGUCAACUAAAGGGUUAUUUAUAACAGUAAUGCAAUAUUUAAAAUGUGAUAUUAAAUCGGCAUACAUAAAAUAAGUACUCUGCACUUAAUCCUAAUAUUAUAUGACUUACUUAAAUAUUAUCCACAAACAAUAAAUUAAUAAUAUAAUUAGUAGUCAAUUAGACGAUAAAUAAUCUAAUGUUCCGAUUAAGGAUAAUAUAGAUUAUAGUUAUCACAAUUUAUUCAUCUAAGAAAAAGUACAACUUAUACUAGCCGUUGAUAUAUGUCAAUUUUCAGAAGAAUUGUAUAAAUAAAAGCAUUAUUUGUUCGAAACAUUUACAUUCAAUAAAAAAAAUGAUUCAAUAUUAUUAUAAUUAUUAUCUAAUUCCUAAUAAUAAAUAAAAUGCUCUAAAUAAUAUUACUAAUAUUUAAAACUAAAUAACAAAAUUAAUUUAAAAAAAAGAAAAAAUAUUUCAACUCAAAGGCUGACAAAAUUUGGAAUUAAUUUAGGAGCUAUUUAAUUUUUAAGUUAUAAUUAUUAAUGUCAAACUCGAUAUAAUUACUUUUUAUCUACGCCUAGAAGUAUUAUGUAACAUUCAGUUAUCCAAUUAUUGUUUUCUGUGGUUUUUUUAAUGUUUUUUUUAUUUAUUUAAUCAAUAUAUAUAUGUAUUUAAAAUAAAUUGAUAAUAAAAACAAUUUUAUUAUUAUGUAUAGGUACAAUUAUAAUAAUUUAAGACCCUUAGCCUUUAUAUUAGUAUUUUAAUUUUUUUUAAUAAUAAAAGCAUAGAUAAAUCAUUACACUGGCAACAUGAUUCUGCUCGAAAUAUUUAAGUUUACUCGAGUUUCUUGUUAAUGUUUUUGCGCUUUGGUUGAAAAUUUUGAAAAUUGUAUUGGACAUAUAAUAUACAACUAGGAUGCCUAGAGUGCCGGCCGGAAAUUUGUCCCAAUACAUCCAAAACUGGGAUUAAUUUGAAUUAAUUUAAACUUGAUCAGCAGAGCACACUUUAAGCUCAUACUAUUAUUAUAUUAUAAAUAUGAUCUUUAAAAAAAAUAAAACCUUAAAUCUUAACAUUUAAGAAAAUAUUGAUCAUAUCUUUAUUGUAUAUCUGAAUAAUGGCUAAAUAAAUUAUUUCUUUAUACUUCUUCCUAAAGUUAACACACCUAUACCGAAUCAAACAAAUCAAACCAUUUCUCAUAAAUAAUGAAAAAUAUUUGGUUUAUAUAGUUCUUUGGCACUGUCCAUUAAAAAUUCACCGAUAAAAAAUUAUUUUUGUUAAAUAUAUUACCAAAAAUAAAAGCUUUUAUUGGGGGAGAAAGAUAUUUAAUUUUCUAUUUAACUUGGCAAUAAUAUAACUAAUUCCAAUAAGAAUUGGGCAACAGCUCUAAAAAUAAAUACACCAAGUAGGAUGAGGAUAUAAUUUUAAUAUAAAAGAUAACUAUUAUCCAUAUGCUAUGUGUAAAUUUACAGUUUGUUUUUAGAAGCCGAAGAGUAUAAACAAAAAUCAAAAAUCUUGAAGGGUCUAAAACUUCCUUCAACUCUCAACUUUCCACCAACAUUAUCUCCCUCAGAAAAAUUUGCUCUACUUAGAUUAGUAAGUAGCCAACAGCCGCUGUGGGUUACUACUAUAGAUAAUAAAUAUUUAGGUAAUAGUAUAGUAACAUUCAACUAAAAUAUUGUUGGCGCGUGAAUAAAAAAAAAACAAUUCAAAAAACAAUAAAAAUAGUUGAUACUGAAAACGAGUGCGCCACUAUUGAAGGUGGGAAGUCUGGGAGGUUUGGUUAGACAGAUGAUAGGAUAUGUUAUAGUAAUUUAAUUUAUACCAAAAAACAACGAUAAAUCGUUAUAUUGCUAACUUAUAACGAAUUGGUAAAGUUUGGUUGUAAAUAUUUUAAAAAACUGUAAUAUUUAUGAUUUUCGUUAAAAUUGGGUUUUGACUCUUAUUAAAAAAAUAACAUUUAAUUAGGUAACUUAAUUAACUUAUAAUGAACAUCCGGUCAAAUUUCCCAGCAUUUAUGUUUUGUCUAACAAUUUUAUCAAUAGAGUAGAUACUGAAUAAAAAUUACGUAAAAAAUUCGCAAAAUUAAGUCUAUUAAUAGCUUGAAAAUGGCUUAAAUGAAUUGAAUAACUUACCACGUCUAGAAAAAGCAAAUAUAAGUUUACUAUCAAAAUUUUAAGUCUCUACGAAAAUGUUUAAUGAAAUUAUAUUAAAUUUGUCAUUGCUUUAAUUUUUUUUUUCAUAAUUUUUUCUACCAGAAAUUUUUGGUUUUGUAAAAAUUGAGUAAAACUGGAAUUACGAAAAGUAAAAACUUUUAAAUUUACGGCGCUUAAAUUUUACGAAAAUAAUUCUUUAGUUAUUUUAAAUUUUGGUUUUUGAAUGUAAUUCAGUUAAAAAUAUUUGUAGACUUGAAAUUUCGACAGACAACUUAUAUGUCUUUAUAUAAAUAUGACAAAAUUUUCAUUAAAAGUCGUUUUUAGUGAUCAAAAAAAAUUGUUUUUUUUUUUUAAAUUAAGUUUUAAAAUCAAAUUUUAACAAAAAUUUUAAAUAUUAUGGUCUUUAAAAACAUGUAAGACUGAAUUUAGCUCUAAAUCGGUUUUUCCUAGCAAUGGUUUCUCGUUGGUUACAGGUCUAAAUUGAACAACUUAAUGUAUCCCAUCCUUCCCAACUACCUACCUAUAACAGUGGCCGCACCCUAUGGAUUCCAUAGUGGUUGAAUCCGACCUUAGUAUUAGCUAUUUUAAUUUUCUUUAUCUCGAUCAAUAUAAUUUUAUUUAAUAUUACAUAAUAUUUUUUUUCAACUGUGUACCUAUUUUUUUUUCUUCAUAAUAUCUAUGUUAUUAUUGAUUUUUUUUGUUUGUUUUUUAAUCGAUUUAUUUUAUUAAAUUAAUUUAAUUUUUUUAUCUAAUCAUUUUAUUUUAUAUUUAUUCGCAUAUUUCAUCAUAAUAGGCAUUGUCUUCGUAAAUAAAUAGUACAACCAUACGAUAGUUGUAAAGAAAAAACUGAUACUGGGGUUGGGUGAAAACACUGUUAUAGGUAGGAAAUUAGGAAGGUAGGAUACAUAAAGUGAUUUAAUUUUAUACCUGAAACUAACGAUAAACCAUUUUUUUCGAAAAACGAUUUGAAAGACCAUAAUAUUUACGAUUUUUGUCAAAAUUCGAUUUUAAAACUCUUAUAAAAAAAAAAUAUUACAUUAAACUAAAUAUUUGGUUUUUACUUCUAAGUAUGAGUAGUGAACCUCCUAUCAAAUUUUCAAGAAUUUCGGUUAAGUCUAACAAUUUAUCGACCGAGUACCUACUAAAUUAAAAUUAUGUAAAAAACUCACAAAAUUAAAAUGUCUCUACAAAUAGCUCAAAAAUUGAUUAAAUGUUUUAUAAGUUUUAUUACGUCUAGAACAAUUUAAAGUAAGUUUUCUUUAAAUAUUUUAAAUCUCUACGAAUAUUUUAAUCUGAGAUAUAAUGAAUAAACAAAGUUUAAAAUAAUAAAACUAUUAUUUUCCUAAAAUUUUCUGUUAUUCUGCAUUUUUUUUUUUUUAUCAGUUUUACUCAAUUAUUCAAUAAAAUACAAAGAAAAUUAAAAAAAGAAUAACUUACUCAUGAACUAGAUUAAUAAUUUAAUAAUAGGAUAAUUUUGCGGGAGAAACGACGUUUUGUUUAAUACUGAAACAUUCCUACACUGAAUUUGAAAUCGAAUUGUUUGUACAACCUAUCAAACAGUGUUUAACUGUGAAAUCGCCAGUGUUGAAAUCUCUACCCGUGUUAGUCGAAUAAAUUUCGAUAACAAUAGGUAAUUAUUAUUAUAACAGAUGAUCGUGUUGACAAUGAAACGUACAUUCUAAAUUAACAAUUUUAUCUCAUAUAAUAAACAGACUUUGUUUUCUUAAAUUCGAUAAACUAUUGCAAUAAUAAAAUCGAUAACCUACAUGAUAAUAUGUGGGUACAUGCGAGGAAUUGACAAUAAAAACUAUUACGCACAGUAAGUGCAUUAACCGCGCGUGCAUCUCGCAGUAUUUAAUAUUUAUACAAUAUAGGAAAGUCUAAUAAUUGUUUUUUAUAAUAUUAUUUUGUAAAUAAAAAAAACCAACAUCGAACAUUAAAAUUAUUAUUUAUUAUAUCAUUUUAGAUUCUGAGCAGAGUGAGGAAUUUAUUGUUUUUACAAUUAUUAUUAUAAUAAUUGUUUUUUUGCUCCGAUUUUUAAGUGUGUGUACUUGGUAAAUAAAAUUGUCAGACUGAACAUAAUAGCUUUAAAAUUUAACAAUAGGUUCACUGUAAGUUAUUCUUAAUGGCCAAUAAGGAAAAGUUGAGUUAAUGUAGUUUUUUUUUUUUAUAAGAAUUUUAAUAUCAAAUUUUGACGAAAAUUUCAAAUGUUACGGCUUUUGAAAACAUGUAUAACCGACCAUUUCUCAGAAUUGUUUCAUUAUACUGGGUGUCUCACGCAAAUUCAAAAUGUAAUCAUUUUCAUUCUUUUCAAUAUUUUAAAUUUUUUUUGUGUAGUAAUAAUUUUAACCUUGCGUUAUGUUUCCUUUAUUUUAUAUUUAUUUCGAUAACUAAAAUAAAAAUUUGAACUAUAAAAAAAAUUAUUUUUACAACAUUUAAGAUAGCCUUUUUAUAAAUAUAUUUUAAAACGAAAUGUUGAUGCUACAAAUAUUUUCCAAUGAAUAUCUAAUGAUGUAUCAUUACAUUUUUACAGUUUUUUGAAAUUUACAAAAGUCAUUAAUAAAUUUAUUUUUCAAAAAAAAAUGAUUAAUCGGUUGAUACUAAUUAGUAGUGAUCAUGAAAACAAUUUAAAUUAUCGUAUACUUUAAAAAAAUAUCAAUCGAUCUGACAUAUCUUGUUAUGAACAAUAAUUUUGUUUAACUUCAACAAAUCAUUGAAACUUAGCAGUUCAUCAUUAAUAGUUAGUAAAUAUUUAUAACACCAAAAUCGUGUUUAAAAAUAUAUGUAUUUAUAAAAUAGUUAUUUGGAUUCUUGUAAAAAACAAAUUUGAAAAAGAUGUAAAUGUUUUACUUUUAGGUUUAAAAAUAAUAGAAAUAGAAAAAUUAUAUCACAAAGCUUUAGUUAUUGUAAUUAAAAAAAUUAAAUUAAGUAAUUAUUGAACAAAAUAAAAUAAAUUGCAUUUGUUGAAUCUCCGUGAGCCAUCCUGUAUAUAGUGUAGGUACAUUAUUUAAUAUUAUACAAAUUAAAAUGAAUAAUGUGAUGUAAUUCAAAUAUAACUAUUUAUUUAUUAAGUUAAUUUAAAAAAAAUAUCAAAGGUAAGCUAAGUUAAAGAUUCAAAUUAAUUAAUAGUUAUCACUAUAAAAUUUUGUCACGAAAAAAAACAAUUAGUGUUAUUAUUCUUAAAAUUAAUAUAUUGUCUAGGUUUAGUUCGAAUUUUAGUCAUAUUACUAUAAUUAUUUAGACAAGUAUUUAUAAAUAAAUUAUUUAUAAGCAGAGCAAUAAAUUAUUACAAUUUUAACAUUAUACAAUUUAAAUCGAUGUAUUUCGUACCUGACAUGUUUAGAUAACGUGUAUAUUUAAGAUUACGACUACAACUAUCAACUUAUACAUAUCGCAUUAAGAUAAAACAAUUUUUAUUUUAAAAAGUUUCUCGGAAAUAGAACAAAAAAGCGAUAUAAUAUUUUUAUAAUUACUGUUAAGACCAUUGUAGAUACCUUUGUAAUCAUCAUUAUAACAACAUUAUAAUAUUUAUAAAAUUAAAUUUACUGGUGUUCAACGACUUGAAUAGGCUGACGAUCGAUAGUUACUAAUAUCAUAUUAAGUGUUUGAUAUUAAUUAAUAUAAUUCGUCCAAUUAAGUAAUAUAAAUAUAUUGCAUAAUAUAAUGAUUGUUUUUGUUUCCGUCAAAACCACAUCUCCAAUAGUUUAAUGAAUUGAAACCUUUUUGGAAAUUUCUGAACGUGUCUGUCAUACUAUCGGUAAAUCCGAACUGGUACAUCAGUUUUGGUAUCGCAUGUUCGGAGUAGAAAAUAUAUAAUCCAUCUGAAAAACAUCAAAAGAUUUUUAGAAGAACACUUUUAAACUUGGAAUAAUUAUAACUUUUAUAAUAUAUAUAUGUCAUAUAUAGUAAAAUAAUUGCAUACCUAUGCAUUAUAUAUAUUUUUUUUAAUAAUAUUUGUUUAAUAUUGUACCUAAUUCCCCAUUUCCCCCCCACAGUUUUUCUACUAUAUUGACCUCCCUAAAAUAUCUUCCUCCAGUAAAAUAUUGUUUCAGAAAAAGUGCGCUACCAUUGUAAAUUGGUCAAAAUUGCUUGUAGAAAAGUUAAUCACAGGAAAAAAAAACAUCAUUGUAAAACCAUAAGUUUCUUCGCUCCACUCAGAAUCUAAAAUGUGUUAUUUAAUUUUAUUCAAUACUUCAAAACUGAACAAAUAUAGGUAAUAGGUUUUGUCAUCCCUAGUUCUUAGUUAUUUUUUCAUUUUAUUUUUUUUACGAAUACCAGAAUAUUGCGUUUAUUUGUCUAAACUCAUUAGUUAUUAGGUUCAUAUGGCACUAUCAACUCGGGACCCAACUAGUAUAGUACUUGCAGAAACCUAGGAUCCAAAUCCCCAUUAGUAUAGUACUGGCACUAACUCGGGUCAUCAAUCUAUUGUUUAAAAUUAUGAUUAAACAUUUACCAUAAGGGACAUUUCUUCUUUUUAGAAGAGGAUUUAGUUUUAACAAGUUUAAAAUACUUUCGUCGCCAGAAUGAGAGGGUCUUAAAAUAUUAUACUUAUAACUAAUAAAACGAAGAGCUUUAUUUUACACAGACUCUAACUGAUUAAUGAAACUUAUAUUAAGAGUAUCCCAGAUUAUUGAGGCAUAUUCUAGGUGAGAUCUUACAAGAGAAGUGUUAAGACAUUUAAGAGUGAAAGGGUUGUUGAAAUUUGAGCAAUCACGCAUUAUAAAGCCUAACAUGGAGAGGGGAUUAUUUUUAGUAGAUAUGAUAUAGUUAGUAAAUAAGAGUUUAGAAUCAAAGGAGAUACCAAGAUCGUUAAUUAGGGAGCAACGAAGUAAGACAUGAUUUUAUAAUUUAUAGUUAAACGUUAAAAUAUUGGUUGUUAUUUUUUUUUUUGAGAAUGAAAUAGUUUGACACUUAUUUAAAUUUAAUGACAUUUCAUUGAAAUUACACUAUUUAUUAAAGCUAAUUAAAUCUUUUUGCAAAUUUUCAGCAUCGGUUAAUGAUUUGAAAUUUUCAAAAAUGUUAAUGUCGUCAAAAAGUAGUAAUUGAUGGAGAGAACAAUAUCAUUGAUAAACAGAUUAAAUAAGAGUGGAGAGAGGUGGUCGCCUUGAGGAACUCCAGAAAUAACUAUUAUGGAAUUAUAUAGUUUUUUAUUUUGACUAGUUGAGUUCUUUGGGAUAAAAAUGAAUUGAUCCAGGAUAAUAGAGGAUCUGGAAAACCAAUUUUAAUAAAAAUGAGGGUAAGUACAGAAUGGGGCACUGAAACGGCCGAUUUUCAAAGAUAAAUUAUAAAAUAAAUAAACGAAUAAAUAUUAACUAUUAUUAAUUAGAUUGAAGUACAUGACUUGCCAUUUAUUUUUUAAAAAUUAUGUCCUCCAUAUGAUGGCCAUCUUUUUUCAAGCACUCUUCUAGCAUACUUCGUAUAUUUUUUACUACACGGUGUAUCACUUCCAAAGGUGUACUGGAGAUUUCUUCUUUAUUUUUAGUUUUUAAUUCAUCAAUAUUUCGAGGUUUCUGUGCAUAGACUUUACUUUUUAAAUACCCCCACAAAAAUAAAUCAUAUACUGAUAAAUCAGGUGAUCAAGGCGGCCAAUGAAUAUCACCGUUUUCGGAAACAUUUUGAAUAAAGUUUUCAUUUUCGUUAAUUUGGGUUAGCAUUUCUCGACAAAAAGUUGUGCGGCUAUAGAGAUUUGCACGUUUUAAUACUUAAAUCACCUGCACCUUAUACGGGUAAAAGUUUAAGUCACUGUGUAAAAUCCGACGUAGACUUUUACCGGACAAAUUUAACGAUACCGCAUGUUUCCGUGCAGAACGUUUUUAACUCUUUAUGAGAGCGGCCCUAACAGCAGCGACGUUUUCAGAUGUGUGAAUGGUUUUUUUUUCGUAAAGGGUUCUUUUUUAAUGCUGAACCCGUUUCUUCAAAGUUGGUUAACCAUAUUUUAAUAAGCUUAGCCGAUGGUACCGAAUCAUGGCGUUUAAGAUUAAUAUGAAGACGAAAUGAACGCUGUGUGGCUACGUAACUGUAAUUAUUUUUGUGAAACGAUUUUAUCGCACAAGCAUGUUGUUCACCACUCCACUGUUCCAUGUUUAUUAAAUGACAUGUUGUCUUUGAACUAAUAAUUUGGAGUUUAAAAUAUCUAAUUCAUGAAAAACGUCCAUGGAAUUAAUAACGUAACUAUUAAUAGCAUCGAAAGAUUCAAAAGACAGGAAAGGAAAAUUCUGUGCUAGAAAAAUUUGAUUUUUUAUAAACUGAGGGAAAAUAAGUACUAAACAAAUUUACUAUGUUUUGGCCAUUGUCAGCUGUUUUCCCAUUAAGUUCUAAGGUGCUUGGGAAGUCAGGAGAAGAUUUUAGAUUUUUUAUAUAUGGCCAGAAGAAAUUUGGGUUUUCUUCUAAUAGAGUUUUGAGUUUUAAGUUAAUAUUAACCGUAAUCUAUUUUAUUUAGAAUUUCACAUUUUGAUCGGAGAGUAGAGAACGCCAAAUAAUCAGAAUGAAAUUGUGAAGUCUUAUAAAGAAAAUAAGCAAUUUUAUUUUGUUUUAUAAGAAAUUUAAUAUCAUUAGAGAACCAAAUAGGAAAUUUAUGACUAACUUAAACUAAUUUAGGAAAAUAAGAAUCAAUGACAGAAAAUAAAAUAGAAUAAAAGUUGUCGAUGAGAGCAUCAAUGUUUAUAUUAUCUUUGAAAAUAUCAGAUCAAUUAAAAUAGGCUAAAUAUGAUAGAAUUGAUCGAUAGUUACCUUUUUUCCAACUGUAAGUAAGUUCACAAGAUAUGAGAUGUGAGAAGUAUGAGGUAGAAGAAAGUUUAGCUGACAAAGGAGGAUGAUAUUUAUCAUUAGGAACUAAUGGGUCACGGAGCAUAAAUUAACAGAAAUAGAACCAUACAAAUUAAUUUAAUAGAACAAGAUCCAGUAAACAAUUAUUUGAAUUUAAACAAUUUUUGCAUUGAAGUAAAUUAAAAAAUGAUAGUUUAUAAUUAAAUACAGUUUCAGUUGAGGAGAAAUUAUAAAUUUGAUAUGAGUUAAAUUUAGGUGAAUUGAAAUCACAAAAAAAAUAAGAAGUCUACAUUAGGAUAAUUUAAGAUUAAUUUUUCAAUGAUUUCGAAAAACGUUAAAUAUGAGUUUAUAGAGGAGUUUGGUGAGAAGUACAUAGAGCAUAAGAUAAUUGUUUGAUUGUUAUUUAUUUUUACUAAAACGAAAAUUAAUUCUAAAGAAAUAUUAUCAAUAUCUAAUUUGAGGGAGAUUAAUUUAUUAUUACACCAAUUAAAACGCCAUCGCUUCUAGUAAACGAGCUAAUAUUAGAGUUUCUACCACAUCUAAAAGUUGAGUAAUUAGAUAAGGCAAGUUCAGAGCUAUUAACAGAACUAUGUAACCAGGUCUCAGUAUUAUACAAUAAUAAUUUAACGAUAAAGUUUCAUUGUACUUUUAAUCAAUUAAAUUAUGUUUACUAUAAAAAUUGUUUUUCCUUGAUUAUUUUAGAUUUUGAACGUACCGAGGAAUUUAUUAAUUUUGCCAUAAUCUAUUUUUUUUCUGUUUGUAACUAAAUUUUCUACCAGAAAUUUCGUUCCAUACAUCAACUUUAGGGCUAGUUACUGAUAGAAAAUUUUGUAUAUUCGAUGCAUUUUGGAGAUAAUUUUUUAAUUUUCCUUGGAGUUUUGUUAAUAAUUGAUUAAACCGUAAAAUAACAAGAGCAUUUACGUAUCAAUAACGGUUUUCGUUAUUUUCGAUUUAGUUUUUGUGGUGAAAUUUGGUUAGAAAUAAUCAGAAUUUUCACUGAAUAUAUAUAUAUAAUAUGUUAAUAUUUAUUAUCUAUAUGUGAUAAAAUUGUCAACAAAAUGUGUGAGCCCUUCAUAAUUAUUUAAAAUGUUUAGUCUUUAUUUAGUUUUACGCGGAUAAAAUUAUACCAAAAAUCAUUUUUUUAAUUAUUAUAAUUUUUUUUUUUUGUAGAAAAUUCAUAAAGGAUUAAAAGUAAACAAGGGUUGAAUUACAGCCUGACCAUACGUGGCUCGUCAACGGCGUGAACUAAGAGUGUGUCGCUUACAUAAUGAAACGGCAGUCGGUCGUCGGGGUGGCUUUCCGGCAGAUGUGGAACGCGAUGACCAUCGAACCGGUAGUGAUGUGCUACAUGACGUCGUUCACGCUAGUUUCUCUUACCGUCUCUAACUUGAACCUGCAGAAAGCAUGCAGGGUGAACCUGCGCAUGUCCGACGCGACGUGCGCUGCGCUGGAGUCGAAGAGCACGUCCGAGUUUGAGGGUGACGAGGUCACGGUCCAAGAGCUAGUGGCCAAAAUGAUGGUGUGGCAGACGUGCUUGCAAAAUCUACUGCCGUGCAUACUGUUACUUUUGGUCGGCUCUUGGAGUGACCGAACCCGGAGGCGGGUGCCGUUUUUGAUGCUACCGAUAUACGGCGAGCUGGUUCGAAACGCAGGCCAACUUUUGUGCGUCUACUAUUUCUAUCAGCUACCAAUGGGCGCGGCCGGUAUCGCCGAGACGAUACCGCUGGCCCUGACCGGCGGCCAGACCAUGAUGACCAUGAUCGCUUACAGUUACGUCGGCGACGCCACCACGGUUCGUACCUAAAUAUAUAUAAAUAUAUUUGUUAAAUUAUUGUUUAGUUAAGUUGUAGACUAGUGACGCUCAAGCAUAACAAUGAUAAAGAUGUCUAGGUACCAAGGACGUAUUCAUAAGGGGGAUAUGGGGGAUUAAUCCCUCCAUGACCCUUUUUUAUACUAGUCAUCUAUUAAUAAUUAUGUUUGAAAUACGUAUGGUUUUCCAGGGCUUCUUUCAGACAAAUGUUGAAAACCCUUCACUGACUAAAUGUUACACGAAAUAAUUAAGGUCCUUCAUCAAAUACUAUAAAAAAACAAUUUCCUAUUUUAUUUGAUAAAAAUAUAGUAUUGUUUACUUAAUAAAUAUUAUUUUAACCCCCCCCCCCCAUGGUGAAUAUACCUAUUUUGCCAUGCUAUCGACCUCCUGACAUCUUCUGGCGUGCGCCACUAUUGUUGACACUGUCAACUAUUUUACAGUAAUAAUGACAAAUGAAAUUUAACUAAACAUAACCACCAGAAAAAUCAUCUAUGCUAUUCAUUAUAUUAACAUUCGAUAUACAAUCUUUUUAUUAAUACGUGAUUUUCGAUUUUGUUUUGCAGGUUAAGCACCGAACAACAAGAAUCGGGGGAGUAAACGCCGCAAUGGCCAUAUCUAUGGCGCUGGGGACAUCGCUUUCCGGCAUUUUGUACAAUAAAUUAGGAUACUAUGGAGUCUACGGUAUAUCCACCGUGCUGCUUAUAAUAGGCCUGAUAUACGGGAAAUUGUACGUCAGAGACGUGGCGCCAGUUACGGAAACGAACGCUAACAAAUCCUACAAAACCGUUUUUGUAGAAUUUUUCGACACGCAGCAUAUCGCCCAGUCGGUAAAGACGACAUUUAAAGAGCGGCCGAGUACUCAAAGGCUCAGGAUUUUAAUUUUAUUGAUAAUCCUCAUGACCAACGCUGGCACAAAUAACGGUUAGUAAUAUAUAGGUACCAAUUUUAAACAUACCUAGGUAUAUGCAUAAAAUUGCAUUGCAAUUAGAUUAUCCUGUGACGGGCAAAGUAUAAUAUGAUACAUGCCGGUUAAUAAAUUAAAAGUAAAAUACACUCCGAAUUUAAAAAUCUCGUCGUGAUGAUGGAUAGAUCCCCCCCCCCCACAGAAAAAAAAAUUAGUUUUCGAUUGGUCAAUAAUAUUAUUGAUUCAUUUCGUUUUCGUUUUUUUUUUUUGUACAUCACAACAAAGAAUACUUGUUUACAUCAGUAUUUCAGAAACAAAUAUUUAUUUACAGUUGAAUAAUUGCCUAAUGCAGUACAGCUAUAAUAUUCAUAUAUUAUUAUAAAUUAACGACAUAAAUUAGAUAAUCAAUUUUUAUAUCACCUAACCUAUUAUUUUUCAAUACGAUAAUGUAAUUUUAAAGACUCAUUUUUUUUUUUUUACUCUGUUCAAAACAUCGGAUUAUUACUAAACCCUAUAAUUGAUUAUGAUAAUUAUUAUUACGAAUCGAACUGCGUUUUAUAAAUUUUUAAUAGAAACAAACACGCGCGAUUUAUUCUAAUUACACUGCCGUAGGUAUACACACGUGUUGUAGCGAAAAGAAGUUUUACGUAUUUAAAUAUUUCAAGAAUUAUUAAUUGAUUCAAAAAUGUAUAGUUGUUUAUACUUAUACAGGGUGUCUCUUUCAUAUAUAUGUGUGUCCUGGUAAAUAAUUUUUUUCCAGAUACGUGGUUUUUAAACACUAACGCAAUUUCUAAAAAUAAUUAACAUCAUUUAAAACCAAUACAUUCCUCGCUCCACUCAAAAUCUAAAAUCAAAUUCCUUUCAAAAUAUAAAUAUUGACUAAAAGAAAAAUUAUUCAACAGGACAUCUAGCUUGUAUUAAUAUUGUAAUAUUUGAAUUGAAAAUUAUACGAUUUUUUGUACAUCAACACAGGUUUUCGUACCAUAUCAUAUUUGUACACUCGCGUGCGAUUCAAUUGGAACGAACUUAAAUACAGUAUUUACGCUACGUACGAAUUAUUAAUAAACAUAAUCGGUUAGUUUUAUUAGAACAAAAAAAAAAUUAUAAAUAUAAUCGUUUUGAUAAUCAAUACUUCGAUUAUAAUAUUAUUUUCAUUACAGGACUCCUUUUUGCCGUCUUUGUGCUGAACAAACAACUAAGAAUGUCCGACGAAAUAAUCGGUAUGUUAUCGACGAUUAGUCAGUCACUGGCAGCAUUAUACUUCGGAUUGAUUGCUUACAACGAAUUUCUUUUUUAUUUCGGUAAAUAUACAAAGUACCGUUGAUUUUUAGGAAAUGUCUACCAAAAAUCUUGUUCCAGUGUAUCAAGUAUAGCAUAUAUUUUGAAAGAAAAUUGUAUUUAGUUGAUAUUUUAAGAGAGUCAUUAUUUAAUUUUCCAAGUGGUUUUCAUAAUAAUUGCGAUAAAUCAGGAAUAAAAUAGAAAAAAGGGAAAACUCACGAAAAUAAUACUUUUAUUAUUUUCAAUUUUGUUUUUGUUUUAAUUCAGUUAAAAAUAUUUGCAGAGACUUAAAAUUUUCAAAAUAUUUCAUUAAUUUUAAGCUAUUUACAGACAUUUUAAUUUUGCGAGCUUUUUAAGUAAAUUUUAUUUGGCAAGUUUACUGUGUGGAUAAAAUUGUUAGACUAAACAGAAAUGCAUGACAAUUUUACAGAAGGUUCAUUAUAAGUUACACCAAGUGGUCAAAAAUUGUACAAGAAUUCGUUAGUAAUGGAUAAUCAUUGCGUACAGAUGUAGAUAAAAUUCACCUCUAUUUCCUACCUUUACAACUUCUCAUCUACUACUUUGGCCCACCCAUCGUGCGAAGUAUGUCGUUUUCGUAUAUUUCGGAACGGAGUAAAGAUCUAUUGGUUUACUAUGAUUUGUGUAUGUUUUUUCUACCUGUAAACAACUUUUCGAAAAGAAAACUUGCUCUGAUAUAUUAAGUGUAGUGCCUUUUUUGAAGUUUUCUUUCAUUGAAUCUAGAAUCUAGUUCCUGCAUUAGUGAAAUCAUUUUUUAUUUUCUAUAGGGUUUUCAAAACAAUUGGGAAAAACCGGAAACAAAAUUAUAGGUAAAUUGGCAUGUAUUUGAGGCACACUGCGGCGUUACCAAUUCCAAUUUUUUUAAUUUUUGCGAACUAUAUUUGCUACUAGAAAUAUUUUUUAAUUGACAAAUGUCAAGAGACCUUUUAUGUUUUAAUAUAUUUGAUUAGUAAGAAAGGCAUUUUUUUUUUUUUUUUGAUUUUCAAAGCAGUUUUCAUAACAAUUGAGAAAACUCGAAAAAAAAAGACGAAUAUACUUUACACGUGGGUGGGCCACUGUUGUAGAUAAAAAAUUGGGAAAGUAGAGGGGAAAUUUAGUGUAUAUCUGUACGCAACGAUAAACUAUAGCAAACGAAAAAACAAUUCUGAACAUACCUACCGAAUAAAAAUUACUUAUAAAAACUUGCAAAAUUAAAAUGUUUAUAAAUAGCUCAAAAAUGGCUAAAAUGUUUUAAAAAUUCAUGUCUAGAAAACGCAAAUAUAAGUUUUGAGACCAAAUUUCAAUUUCAUGUAUAGUCCAUAUGAAUACUUUAAACUAAAUUUCAAUAUAAAAUUAAAAUUUUUUAAAUAGUUUAAAAAUGACUCAAAUGUUUUGAAGAUUUUAAAAUCUUGAAAUAUUUAUGGAAUUUUUAACAUAUUUAUAGACAUUUUAAUUUUAUGAGUUUUUAACGUAAUUUUUAUUUGGUAGGUACUCAUAGGAGGUUCAUUUUAAGUUGUACUCGGUGAUCAAAUGUGAGUGUAAUGCAAUAAUUUUAUUUUUAUAAAAAUUUUAGUAUCAAAUUUUGACGAAAAUCGUAAAUAUCUUUCAAAACAUGUAUACCAAACUUUACCCGAAUCGUUUUUCGUUAACAAUAAUUUAUCGUUGUUUACGGAUAUAAAUUAAAUAAGUUUAUGUUUUCUACCUUUUUAACUUUCUACCUACAAUAGUUGCAUAUCUGUCUCCAGUACCAAUUUUGUUUUUAAAAAUGUAUUUUAUUUUAUUGCAGGCCCCUUAGUGAAUAUAUUGAUCGUUGCGGAAAAUAUGUCCAUAAAAUCGCUAAUGACCAAACUAGUACCGAACACUGAACUCAGUAAGUUCUUACCAAAGUUGUUAUCUACACAGGUUGGCGUACGGAGUAUUAUUAGAUACUGUCUAAGUAGCGUUCAUUGUGAAUUAUUAUCAGGUUUUAGUUAUGUAAAUCAUACGGUAUAAUAUAUAUAAUAUUAUUACCUAUAUUUUUUCAAAAAUAUACGCAAAUACCUAUAUUUUAGAUUGCACAUUUGUGCUUUACAUAGACUAGUUUUUGUGUUUCUAUCUAUAGAAUUAAAUGUUCUUUUUAAUAUUAAGGCAGUGCAUUAUUUUGGCGCCAAAAAUCAAAACAAUAUGUUACCACGGUUAUAUACACCCUAUAGGUAACCUUGUAUUUUGCUGAUAAACACGGUAAAAAUCCACAUUAUCGUUUUCAUUUUUCUUUUUUAAAUUUGUAUCAAUAUAAUAUAUAAUAUAUAAUGAUAUUAUACCUGUAAGGAUAACUGGUACUUUUAGGAUAACUAUCCUAAAAUACAUAUAAACUAAUUCCAGGAAAAACAAUAAUAGUAUAACUAUAAUAUAAUAGUAUAAGUAUUUAAUAUGUACAUUUAUGAAAAAAUGAAAAUAAAAAUAAAAAAUGUGGUUACCUACCUUGUUUGUUAUUUACAUAGUAUUAUUUUGAUUAUUGUUGUCAAAAUAUUAAUUUAUAAUUUUCAUUAAAAAUAUAACGUAAUUAAUAUUAGAAAAACCAAAGUAUAUCUAUUUAUCAUUAAGAAUUACGAUAAAAUUGUUCAAUUAAAAUGGUCUAUAAUUUACCUACGCGUUUAGCAUUUUUUAUAUUAGUGUAUUCGCUUUUGCACGAAAUAUGGAAAACCAUUAUUUUUCGUAUGAUUUGCAUGUUAUUACCGGCUCAAUAACUACCACUUAGCACUAAUUAUAAACUACAAUCACCACGUUGAAUGUGUGGGCGAAAAUGUUUAAACAUCUAAUUAGAUGAAAACCAUUGUCGGUAUGUUGAAUUUGUGUUCAAACAAAAACGUUACUAAUUUACAUUACUGCGAUGAAAUACAGUUGUUCCUUCAAAAUAUUUUCUUAAUUCUUUAUGAGUAAAAUCAAUUUGAUGUUUACCUAUUAUUCAACACUGGGACCUAUAGAUACACAUUACAUAUUUAUUUUAUAAAUCUAAUCUAUCUAAUCUGCUCUUUUUCUUUUUCUGAUUAAGUGUACAUUAUAAUGUAAUAAUAUUUAUUUUAAGACAUAUUUUAUCAAUUAAGCAUUGUAUCAUGAAAUAUACAAAUAUUGCUUACUUAUUCCUUACUAAGAGCAGAUUUUUGCAAGUAGAAUUUUAGUAGUAUUUAUUGUUACUUUAUUAAGUUUAAAAAAAAAAUAAUAAUUAAAAUUAUUUAUCAAAUGUUAAUAUAUAAAAAUAUCGAUAUUUUUUUUCGCCCAACCCUAAUGUCCGUCUUUUUUUUUAUUUAACUAAUAAAUUAUGUAAUUUAUCGUAAAAUAACCUAACUAAUUUACAAUAUCGAAUAUAUUUUUUUACUAAAUAUUUCUAAAAUAUUUGUAUGUACCUAUUUUACAGGUCAAAUUGCUGCAAUUUUUGGUAUUGCAGAAAUCAUUGUUUCGUUAUUUUUUGGAUUAUUAUACAACGGUUUAUAUGAAGUCACUCUCAAAAUACUACCCGGUGCAGUUUAUGGAAUCACUUUCAUAUUCAGUGCUCCGGUCAUCGGGCUAUUCUAGUAAACCUAAUAUUAUUUGUAUUACAUAUUAAUUAUUUAAAUUAUUAUUACAUAAAUUGGUUAACAUUUUUCAAUAUUAUUUUUGAAUCCAAGUAAAUACACAGUACCUAGGUACUGGUAGGUAGAGCUGGGCAUGAUUUCAAAUCCUUUGGAUUUUAAAAAUCCAAAAUCAAAUCGGGAUUUUAGAUUUUAGAAAUCCGUUUAAAAAGGAUUUUUAAUUACCAUUGUAAUGAUUUUGAAUUUCGAUUUGUCAGUUUUCAAUAUGUACUUAGAUAAUUUUUUUUUUUACUUUUAUAGUUCAUGAUUUUUAACAAUUGAAAAAAAAAAAAUGAGAAUAGGUCCAGCAAUCGGUUACCAUGAUUAUUAUAUACAUAUUAACUAUAGUCACUAGCCAGUUACCAAAAGUAUCGAAACUAAACAUUGAUAACAUAUCAAUGUGUUUAUGGCUAUAGAUAAGAUAAUAUUAAUAUAUUAUUAUUAUAUCUUCUAUGAACUAUAUCAUCCACCAUCUGUAUUAGGUAUGAUAGGUAAUAUAGAUUAGCUGCUGGUCAAGGCUCGUCGGAUAGUAGGUAAGAAACAGGAGAAGGAAAAAUGCAUUUAGGAUACUAAAGGAAUAAGGAUACGGGAAAAGUUAGUUGAGAUACGGGAACAGGUAAAAAGUCUAGACAUCAGUUUUUUACAGGGCUCCGCGGUUCCAUUCUCAGGCCCCCGGUAAUCCUGUGAUACAGGAUACAGUAUUCCGGGAAUUCCGGAGAGCACGCAUUUCACCUCCAUGGCGAUCUAGUAUACUAUAAUUUUUAUAUUGAUAAACUAUUUAAAGAUUUAUUUUAAUAUUGUUAGUAAAAUCGAUGAAUUAAAAUUACUAAAAAAAAAAUAAUAAUACUUUUUUGGAUAAUUCAAUUUUUAAAUAUUUAUGAAGGAAGCUCGAGCGUGGUUGAUUCUAAGGAUUAAGAGUUAGGCAACUUUUAUGACAGUUACAAACUAGUUGUGUCAGUGUGUGAGAAGUGAAUGCACAUUAUUAUGAGUGCGGUCAACGCGUAUAACUAUACCACCAUCUUAAGUAUCAUAACAAGUAGUAGGCGCAGUCGAGUUUCGUAUCAUUAUCGCAGUUAUUUAUGUGUUUAAGUUAUAUGAAUAUAAUAAUAAUAGUAAUCAUUUUAUUUAUCACUAUUUAUUUUUAAUUUGUCAUUAUUUCUUUGUUUAUCAAGUUGUAGAACUAUAGAUUAAAUAUUGUAAUUUAAUCAAUAGUAAGACUUUAGAUUCUGAGUGGAGCGAAGAAGCUUAUGGUUUACAAAGUUUCUUUUUGUUUUUCUUGUGGACAACUUUUUUACCAGAGAUCUUGCUCUAAUUUUUAAGUGCAACACUUUUUCUGAAAUUAAAUCGGAUAGGUUUUUUGGAAUAAAAAAUAAUAAAUUCAAAAUGCCUAAAAUAAAUAAAAAUGUAAUUCGAUAUUUAAAAAAAAUAUCAUAACUUUGAUGGUUUUUAAAACUGAGAAUCGAAAUUCGGCUUCCUAAGAAACCUAACAAAUGCAUAGAUCCUUUAAAAAUUUAAAUCGGACAUCGGGAAGUAGGCCUAAUUUCCCACCGCUUAUUGGUCUAGAACAGAGGUUCCCAAACUUUUUAUGUUACAACCCAUUUUAAAAAUAAUUUAAAUUUUGGCGACCUAAAAUAAUAUCAAUGAACCUUUAUUUUUGUUUAAUUUUCAUUUCUGGAUGAUUCAUAAAAUUUGUUCAGUCUCAUUUGCAAGUAUAAAUCCAAUUUUUUGGUAGAAAAUUUGUUCACAGGGGAAAAAAGGCCGUAAUAUUUUUUUGCUAAUACCUAAAUUUCUUACAUUUUCCAUUUUUCUUACAUUUUAUCCAGGUUUUUCCCAAAUAUUAUGAAAACCGCUUAAAAAUCAAAAAAUCUAAAUUAUCAUAUGGAUAAAAUUUCCUUUCAGAAAAUAAGCUUUACUUGAUAAAUCGGAACAAGAUUUCUGGUAGAAAAAUUUGCACAACAAAUCGAGAGGUAUUUUGUGAUUAAAAUAAUCCGAGAAAGCGAUGGCUUAGGUCUCUAGGUAUACUCAAUGUAUUUGUUUUUCCUUGUUUAGGUAAAGGGGACACAACGAUUUGAACUCGGAACCCCUAAGAUGAUAAUAAACAUAAAUAACCAUUAGAUCACGAUGCAUAUGUUUUAAUAUGGACAAUAUAGUUAUUUAACAUAACAUAUGUUAUCCACAUAAUAACUUUAAAAAUUUUACCACAUUUAGAAAAAGCAAAUAUAAAAAAUAAUAAAGCAUUAUUUUCGUAAAUUUCCUGUUUUCUUACAUUUUAUCCUGGUUUUUCCCAGAUAUUAUGAAAACCACUUAGAAAAUAAAAAAACGACCUUCUAAAAGUACCAUCUGGACAAUAUUCCCUUUCACAAAUGGUGCUACACGUAAAUAUCUGAGCAAGAUUUAUGGUAGAUUUUUUUUACAGCAUAAAAAAAAUAAAAUAAAAACUUAAUAAAACCAAUACAUUCUUUGCUACACUCAGAAUCCAAAAAAAAUAACAAAAAGUCAAUAAACAGUACCUUAUACAUUCCAUAUUACAAAAUAAAUUAUAAAUAAUAUUAUUUUUCCGAAGUGAGUCCAUACCUCUAUGGAAAAUCUCAGUCAAAUCUCGGAUCAGUCAUUUCAGGUAGUAGAGAUUGAUGGUACAAGUUAAUUAAUUGUUGUAACUUUUCUGUUUCCCAAAAAUUGUCGUCUCUUUUAUUUUUUUCAUAUAAGUUCUCGUGGUGUCCAAAUACAAAAAUAACAAAAUAAUCUAUAUGAAAUGGGUUGACUUUGCACUUGAUAAUACUAAUUCUAAUAUCGAAGUUUGGUGAACAAUUUUUAAGGUAUGGAUUUCGGAUUUUGAUUUUCAAAAUCUUUUAUUCGGUAAUUUUUUUACUUUGAUUUUAAAAAUCAAUUUUCCAAGGAUUUUGCCCAGCUUUGCUGGUAGAGGUAACCUAAUCAAUGUAUGUACCUACCUAAUAACGAUUUAAAAAAAUUGUCUAAUUUAAUGUAAACUGAUAUAACAUUUAUUGUAACCAAAUUAUAUUGUAUGAUAAUAUGAAUAAAUAAUACUAUUUAUGUUCAUUUCGAUUUUACCUGUGUGUUUAGUUGGUUAUACGUGGAGCGAAAAUACGAAGGAAGAAUACCACUGCCAUCAACUAUAGAUCCUAAUUUAAAUUAUGGUACUAUAUCAAAAUCCUAA
Molecule: messenger RNA, 22745 nt
Organism: Cinara cedri
Lineage: Eukaryota; Metazoa; Arthropoda; Insecta; Hemiptera; Aphididae
Source: the annotation of a GenBank genome assembly